AGUUCUUUGGAAAAUUUGGAUCAAAAGAGCCAUUGGGACGCUAAGGAUUAUAUUGGGAAUUUAGAAAUUUAUUUUCAGCAAUAUUCUGAUUCUCACAAUAUUAAAUGGCGUAAUAAUGAAAAAAUAAUUGAAGAUUCAAAUCUUAGCAAAUUAGAUUUAGCGAGGAUCAAAUUUCUUGAAUUAAUGUCUAGUAUCCCACCACCAAUAUUGAAUUAUCUUACUGAAAUAGAGCUAUCUCAACUUUUGGAUUAUAUUUUAGAUAUCAACAUUUUUGAUCCUUUAUACUCAUUAGAUGAGACUGCUAUCAGGCGUUACAUGAUGUUCUUGUCACUUGUAUCCAAGAAUAUUAUGAAGUUUGGUUCGGGAGCGCGUAUUACAGAUAAUUGUUUUAAAAAAUUACUGUAUUUAUGGCAAAACCGAUCUACUUUCGAGUUGGACACGGUGAUAUUGCAAUUUAUUGAGAUAUAUAUGGCACCUGGCUUAAUAGAUAAUGAGAAUGUUAAAUAUUUUCAAUUUACAGGAGCGUCAAAUCAUCUUUUAUUGAUCAAGAAUAUUGAUUCAAGUGUUGUACGAUUCAUUCUUGAUAAUUUGAACGCUUUUAAAGCCAAGAUAUUAUCUUGUCUUAUUAUCUGCAAUUCUGAAAUUAGGUUGGAAUUUGUUAAUUUGAUCUUAUUUAAUCCACAAUUAUUAGAAUCAGUUUCCUUAAAAGACUUUAUAAUUAUUGUUUCGGCAUUUAUUGACAUUGUAUCAUCAAAAACACAUUUGCAAAUCAAUUGGUCACCAGUUGUGACUGAAAAUGAUAAGAAUGCCUUCAAAGUGAUAUCCGACAAAUGUGCACUUCGGUUUUUUCACAGUAUAACGACAUCUUAUAAGGAAAAGUCACCAUCAAUCUAUGCUAAUGUUGUCUGUGCAUUGAUGAGUUUAAGUUCACCAGUAGACUUGAUAAAAGUGUUGAAAUUUUCUAUUAAAAAUGGAUCUUUCAACUUAGUUAGUUUGGAUUAUUUGAGUAUAAUUGAAUGUCACUUGACUGAUAAUAUUAAUGAUUAUGAUGAACAGGAACUUAAAGUAUUCAUUUCUGGUUGUCUUCAUCAAGCAACUUUAUUUAUGGAAAAUGACAUUUUCAAAGAUUGUAGUGAAGAAUCAACCAGUCUGGAUGCAAACAUUAUUGGAGAGUUCAUUUUUGUUCUUUUGGAAAAAAAAAUUGAAGAGCCAACAAUUUUGAAGUGUAUAACAUCACUAAUUAUUUCUGCAUACAAUAAAGAGAUAAUAUUUGGACCUUCUUUGGACAAAGUUGUUGAAGCUAUCAUCAAUAAUCCCCAAUUUAAAGUAUUAUGCGAUGUACCAGAGUUAUCACAAAAGGCUGACAAAUGGCAGACAUUCCUAAAUAGAUUAGCAAUAAAUAAUUUGUUGAACACGGUGUUUCGAAUCCAUCCUAAAACAUGCUGUAAGCCUUCAUAUUUGAACAUUCUUUUAUCACACUAUGGUGCUUCCACUUCACUUGCCGACCAAUUGCUCCUCGAUAUAUUCAUCUUUUAUGAAAAAUCAUCUAAUACUUCGAUUAUAUCCAAUGCCAUGAUGUGGGGUCCCGAAUCAGCCCGUCAGAUUGACAGAAGAGGCUUGAUGGGACAAAGGAUUCUUGUUGAAUCAUUAGAUUUAAUUGAUCCUAUGAUAAUGAUGCGAAGUUAUACACAUUUCCCAAUUGAUAAAGAAUUGGAAGUAUCUUUGAAUCCAAUUGAAAUCAUAUCUUAUUUGAAAAAUGAUAUAACCAAAGAUCCUGAUAAAUGGGAACAAUAUUUACCAGUAUACGAUCCAUCAUAUUUCUUACCAUUAUUCGCAAAUUUGUUAUCGUAUGGAAAUUUAUUGGAUGUUAGAAAAUUCAUUGAAAUCAACGCGUUGGGAUUUAUUGUCGUUUCAUUAUCAUCUACUGUGGAAACUGUGAGGAGAGCAGGUUAUUAUCUGAUGGAUGAAUUUUAUGGUUUAUUGGAGCAUGCAACUUUUCGGGAGAAGAGUCAAAUAUUGUUGUUACUUAACUCAUUGAAGAAUUCAAUCGUGGAUCGUGAUAAUGAAAAUAAGCCACUUCAACGAAUUCCUACAAUCAUUUCAGUAUUUAUUGCUCAUGCAUUGAAUAUUUUCACGAAUCCUGCUCAUUUCAUGUAUCCAAUAAUUAAUAAGUUUUUGUUACAAAGACCGAUAUUGGAUUUAGAGGAUGUACCGAUGUUUUAUAAUUUAUUUCAUGCGUCUUCCAAGAAUUAUCAAAAAGAAAGAGUGUGGAUUUUGAGACUUUUGUCUGCCGGAUUAAAAAAUCAUGAAGAUUAUAAAAUCUUUAGAAGAAGAUAUGUAUGGGAUGUUAUUUCUAGUUAUUAUAAUUCACCUCUUGCUGAUAAUAUUAGUCGUAAACUUAUCAUCGAGAUACUGUUCCGAUCAGCAUCCAUUCCACAAGCUAUCACUGACAUGGUCAAAAACCGAGGGCUUUUAACCUGGUUACAUAAUUUAUGUUUUGCAUUGCCACAUUCUCCAUCUGUGAAUGAACCAGCAUUUUUUGGAAUACGAAUACUACUUCGGGUAUUACAAGGUUGUAAGAAUUCGACGUUGCAAUGGUCAAAAGGUGUUCUGAUAGAUCAAGCCAUAAUGAUUGUUUCUAGCGUAUUAAAAUCCUUCGUGAAAGAAGAAACGAUACCAUGGACACUUAAUUACCUUAACGCGAUUAUUCAAGCUUUUCAUUACCUUAUGUUAAUUUCACCAACUCCUAAUCGGGUUUUCACACCGUAUCAUAUAUCGUAUAUUUUACCAAUACUUGAAAAAUGCGAAAUACAUCUUAAAUCAAAACUAAUUAACGAUGAAACACCUAAAUCACCUAUAAACAUAGUUCAUAAUUUAUAUCCUUCAUUAACAGAUAAUUUAGAAGGACUGUACAUGUUUGACACUAAUUUAAUUAGAGUUUAUAAACAAAUUAUAAGAAUGUUAUUUGAAAUGGUGAUUAGUAGUGGUGAACAUGAUAUAGAAGUAGUGAAUAAGAUUGUAUAUAGAGCAUUGUCUAUGGGUGUUUCAACUGAAGCGAAGAUAUGGACGAUCGCAUGUAUGGCUGAGU
Molecule: messenger RNA, 3088 nt
Organism: Dentiscutata erythropus
Lineage: Eukaryota; Fungi; Glomeromycota; Glomeromycetes; Diversisporales; Gigasporaceae
Source: the annotation of a GenBank genome assembly